AUGGAUUCCACCGUGUAUGCUCCGUCUUCACAAGCUUUGAUACAACCCAUCUCCUCUUCGAUAAACAAAAAUGUGAAAAUGGAGUCAGGUAGUGGGAAACCAUCGUCUUCCUCGACUAGGGCUGCCAUGAAGGCCACCACUGUGGAGGCUAUUGUUGUGACUAUGAAUCCUUACUUGGAAUCUAAUAUCCCUGGAUCUUCACUGAUGCUUAUAGACACUUCCUCUAUUGAACCUUCUUCCAAUUCGAAUCCCCUUACAUCUUGCGUAGAUCUGAUCCCAUCUUCUGGAAAGGAAGCUUCUAUUCAUACCUUGGUCAAUCUUGCCGCUUCACUUCCUCCGUUUCAAUGUCCUUUCACUACCACUACCGUUCCUACAAGUCCUGAUUUGGCGAGUGCUUCUGAUGAAGAAACCCUUGACAAAGCUCAUUAUCAUCUAAUGGAGGGUAUGCAUCUCCUUAAUGAGGUAUCUGCUCAUACCAAGGUCCGUAAGGAGCUUCUGGCCCAACGUCAGGCUAAAUUUGAGGAGGGCCAGCGAAAGUUAAAAGAGAUAGGCAAGAUUCAUGAACGAAACGAACAAGAAGCACAAGAACUCCAAGAAAGGGUGAAGGGGUUGUCUGAAAGGAAUGUUCUUCUUGUUGGUGACCUAAGUGAAAGUAUUCGCUGCCAAAAUGAGUUGAAGAACUUGAAUGAGGAUCUUCAGAUCAAAGCAGAUGAUGCCAUUGGUCGUCGUUCUGUGCUCGCCAAGGAUUUGGAGGAGAAGACUCACCGGUUCGAGUCCCUAAAGCUUUGA
Messenger RNA from Lactuca virosa, 789 nucleotides. NCBI's taxonomy places the organism in Eukaryota, Viridiplantae, Streptophyta, Magnoliopsida, Asterales, Asteraceae. The record is from the annotation of a GenBank genome assembly.